UCCAACGGCGACUAACCGGAGCAAUAUUUAUUUAAUUAAGAAAGAGUUAAGGGGCCCCACUUUCGUGCUGUGAAGUUUCCCUGUCUGCAAUUACUCCUCACAGCAACCAUUUUUAGAUCUUCAAAUUUUCCUCUUCUGAAAUAGCUCCGAAUCAUUCCAGCAGGAUCCGACCCGGUUACAGUCCAGCUCAUCAACUGACCCCUAGCUUCGCUUGAUCCGAAUUCAUGGUCUAGGCAGUUGAAGAGUGAGUGAGGAAAAUUAAAAUGCAGCGUAUACCGGCUACAAUUGAGGAACAGUUAAUACUAAAAGCAAUCAAAGAAGAAUGUCCCUGGGAGAAUCUUCCGAAGCGGCUUCAGGCCACGGUAAAUUCCAAAGAAGAUUGGCACAGAAGGAUAAUUGAACAUUGCAUAAAGAAGAGACUCCUGUGGAACACUUGCUUUGCUCGUAAAGUGUGUAAAGAAGGUGAAUACUAUGAAGAAAUGUUGCGCUAUCUCCGACGGAACUUGGCGCUCUUUCCAUAUCACCUUGCGGAGUAUGUUUGCCGUGUCAUGAGGGUGUCUCCUUUCAGAUACUACUGCGACAUGAUUUUUGAAGUCAUGAAAAAUGAGCAACCCUAUGACAGCAUCCCAAAUUUUAGUGCUGCAGAUGCCUUACGGCUUACUGGAAUUGGAAGAAAUGAAUUUAUUGACAUCAUGAACAAGUGCAGAUCUAAGAAAAUUAUGUGGAAGCUAAACAAAUCAAUAGCGAAAGAACUAUUGCCUACACAGCCGGUGGACUUUGUUAUUGAGCCAUGGUGGGGAGUUUGUCUUGUCAAUUUUACCCUAGAGGAAUUCAAGAAAUUGACUGAAGAAGAAACGGCAACAAUAGAUAAAAUCUGCAAGGAAGAAGCAAACUCUUUCAUUCUUUUUGAUCCUGAAAUUAUAAAGGGGCUUCAUCGACGAGGAUUAGUCUAUUUUGAUGUGCCGGUCUACCCUGAUGAUCGUUUUAAAGUUUCAAGGCUUGAAGGAUUUGUUUCUAACCGGGAGCAGUCCUAUGAAGAUCCAAUUGAGGAGGUGCUGUAUGCUGUUUUUGUGGUCUCAAGUGAGAAUUCAACUGUUGCUGAAUUGGCUGCAACACUACAGGCUGAUCUUUCUCAACUUCAAGCAGCUGCAUCUUUUGCUUGCCGAUUGGGAUGGGCUGUCAAACUAAUAGACCCAGCAUCUAUUCUGCAAGAUCCUAAUGUUCCAGGGUCACCUAAGAGCCUUCUUAGUGACGAGGAAGAUGGUUCUCAUGCCAGCUUGGGCUCUGCAAAUGUGUCCUCUGAUGGCAGUGCUUUUCAACAAGUAGACAUUCCAUGGACAGAGAAUAAUAUCAGGGCUUCUGGUUAUGCUCGGGUUGCUUUUCUUGUUGAUGCUAAUAUAACAUCUUAUCUUAUGAUGGGAUCUGUAUCACCAGGUCUAAAAUCACAUGCGGUGACAUUGUAUGAAGCGGGAAAACUAGGUCAUGCUAGUAUUGCAGAUCUUUGUAAAGAUUUGGGCACACUCGAGGGGACAAAAUUUGAAGGUGAACUGCAAGAGUUUGCCAAUCAUGCAUUUAGUCUUCGGUGCGUCCUGGAAUGCCUAGCAUCAGGUGGGGUUCCAGCUGGAGAAAUAGAAAAGACUGGCAUUACGUCUUCAAGAAGUGAGGAUGCUACUUCAAUGACAAAGGAUAUUUCACUUUCUGAAAAAUCAGGAGAUACACCAACAGACAAAUCUGAGCUAGAUAAUGAAGAUAUGCCACAUUCUGAAACACCCCAAGUGCCUAAUGAUGAAGAACCUCUAUCAGGAACAAAAUCUAAAGAAACAAAUCAAUCAGACUGGGAGAUCAAACCAGAGGUCAGUUCUGAGAAUCAUGAGAAAUCAGUAUCCGCUGAUAUCUUAGAUGCUGAUAAAGAGUUGAAGAAACAAAGAAAAUACCGCGUGGAUAUACUCCGCUGUGAAAGCUUGGCUGCUCUCUCACCGGCUACUUUAGAUCGUCUAUUUCUGCGUGACUAUGACAUCGUUGUAUCCAUGGUUCCCCUUCCUCCUUCUUCAGUUUUGCCAGGACCAAAAGGCCCUGUUCAUUUUGGACCUCCCUCCCAUUCAUCUAUGACACCCUGGAUGAAAUUGGUGCUAUAUUCUGCUACUGCUAGUGGACCUCUGUCAGUUGUUCUGAUGAAAGGUCACUUAUUAAGAAUGCUUCCUGCACCAUUAGCUGGCUGUGAGAAAGCACUUCUAUGGUCAUGGGAUGGAUCUUCCAUUGGAGGUUUAGGGGGGAAGUCUGAAGGGAACUUGGUAAAAGGAAGUAUACUUUUACAUUGUAUAAACUCACUACUCAAGCAGUCUGCAGUCCUUGUGCUUCCCCUCAGCAGAUAUGAUCUCGAUGAGGCUAGAAGAGUUGUUACUUUGGAUAUUCCCUUGCCCUUGAAGAACUCUGAUGGUUCAAUAGCUCAAGUAGGGGAGGAACUAGGACUGUCCUCCAAAGAAACUUUCAAUCUGAAUUCGCUAUUAGAUUCUCUGUCUAACAAACUUAAUUUUUGGACCAUUGGUUAUAUUCGCCUGUUAAGACUUUACAAAGAUAGAGUCCAAGAUAAUAUCACACCUGAUGACGAGAAGUAUGAAUGGGUUCCACUAAGUGUAGAAUUUGGUAUUCCACUGUUUAGUCCAAAAUUGUGUAAUAAUAUAUGCAAGAGAUUAGUUUCUUCACAACUACUCCAAACAGAUUUAUUUGGAGAGCACCAUGAUGCAAUGCAAGAGUUAAGAAAGAGAUUGCGAGAUGUUUGUGCUGAGUAUCAGGCCACAGGUCCAACAGCAAAACUCCUUUACCAGAAAGAGCAGCCAAAGGAAUCAUCCCGGCAUCUUAUGACCUAUGCAAGUGGAAGGUGGAACCCCAUUGUUGAUCCUUCUUCUCCCAUUUCUGGUGUCUCUAGCGAACACCACAGACUAAAACUUGCUCAUCGGCAGAGAUCUAGAACAGAAGUUCUGAGUUUUGAUGGCAAUAUUCUGAGAAGUAGGAGCAGAAGAAAUGGUUGUUGCUAGUCAGAGCCCUCUUGCACCUUGAACAAACCCCCCAGGGAAUUGCGAAGGACUUAUUUAAUGUUGUUCUAGAUUACUGGUCCCUUUCCAUGUUUCAGUAAUCUGGAUUCAUUAGUUUACGGGUGGAAAGUUUAUAAUUAGCAUAAAAUCUGGAAUAUCACUCUCUUGUGAAACUGAUAACCACACUGAUUUGCCCAUCUGAGACAUACGAUGUCAACUUUCUGGUCGUCUCUUUUUGUUGUUCAAAUACUUUCCAAGGAUUUCAUCUCAUCAGGACAGAGACCUUUUGGGAAAAGGAUGCCCCGCAAGAGUUUAUGUACCUGGAGAAACAGUCAUUGAUGAUCAUUAUCGAGUAAUAUGACCACCAUUAGUGGGAUCUGGAGAUGUAAAGUUGCUUGGUAUAGAACAUGUUGUCUUGGGAAGCUUGCAGAGCCAGGGUGUUGUGGAAAGCAUGAUAUAUAUAUAUAUAUAAGAUGCUAACAUUUUGUGUUCAACAUGCUUAGAGAGGGACAAGAAACUUGGCACAUAACUCAUAUCGAAGUAACAUAUGGUAGAAGGCUUCUGAUGUUGGACUUGAAGCAUGGAACAUUGACCUACCAGCUUUUGAGUAAAUUACUGACAUCCACUGUUACAAAAAUUUUACCGGCGGUUGUCACUCAAAAUAAACUAAAUAUGAAACCGUUACUGUAUAUGCAUUUUCUGUGAGACAUGAUAUGUACAUAGUGCCCUAAUCUUGGAUGUCAUGGCAUAUCCGAGUCUUUUUUCUUUUUUAUUGUAGGUCUCGAGAGGUCAUCGACACUUUUCUUUGACUAUGUGAGAUAAUGGUAUACGAUAUAGUUUUUUUGCAGUUUGAUGGCGACAGAGGAAUUUAAACUUUCUAACCUGCUUUUUCGGCAUUUAACUUUCAAGGAUGCUGAGCAGUUGGUGAAGAUAAUUACUCCCUCUGUCUCAAAAAGAUUGUCCUAGUUUCACUUGGCACAAACUUUAAUAAAGAAGGGAAGACUUUUGAGAUAUGUGGUCUUAAAUAAGCUUAGCAUUUGUGCGGCCGUAAAACUUUUAAAACUUAUGGUCUUAAAUUUGUCGUAACAUUUGUGUGGCUCUAAAUGCUUCCUAUUAAGGAAAUAUUGAAAGGUGUCAAUCUUCUUGAAACGGACUAACAAGGAAAUAGUGCCAAUCUUUUUGGAAAGGAGGGAGUAGAUACCUGUUGCAUGUAAAAAUAAUUUGUUUUAACCUUGAGACUUGGCUUGUGUUGCUUAACAUUUAUAUGACUCCUAAGUUCUUUAGAAUAUUGAGUAAGUCCAACAUCCCUCACUUUGAAUCCUUUCCCAUGUUGUUGCUUCAUGGCAAUCUGCACUCUGCAACAUAGGCCUCUAUAGGAUCUGGAUAACUCAUAGUUUAGUAGUAAAACCAAUCCAUAGGAUAAUGUGCUGUAGCGAGACCAUUUUAGAAAGCUUAUAUAACCUUGUCUCUGAAGCAGAAAUGCAUUGCUGAAAUUCUGAAUGCUCAUAUAGUUUCUUCUUUCUAAGUUCUGUUAUCAUGCUUUU
Nicotiana tabacum (common tobacco) is the source of this 4576-nucleotide messenger RNA. RefSeq lists its product as uncharacterized. The record is from RefSeq and is a predicted model, not a curated record. NCBI's taxonomy places the organism in Eukaryota, Viridiplantae, Streptophyta, Magnoliopsida, Solanales, Solanaceae.